Camellia sinensis is the source of this 2278-nucleotide messenger RNA. NCBI's taxonomy places the organism in Eukaryota, Viridiplantae, Streptophyta, Magnoliopsida, Ericales, Theaceae. The record is from RefSeq and is a predicted model, not a curated record.
CUCAAUUAACAUCGCAUUCAACAACGUCGUCUGUCUCUUCUUCCACAUCCAACCACCAUCCCCAUUUGACUUUCCCUCUCCACAAUGCUCGCGUUCUCACUCUCUCUCUCUCCACCAAUACUCUCAAUACUCCAAACCCUAGGGUCUGACUUUCUCUAAUCAAAGCCCUAGAAAAUUCUCCGAUUCUCUGAUCCAAUGGCUAAACAAUUCCAAUUCAACAAUUCCGGCAUGAUCGACACGGCGUUUGAUUUCCUACUGCCGUCGUGGUGGGAGGUCGAAGUCAGCGUCGCCGCCGCGGCUUUCGUGAUUGCCGCCUACUGGUUCUUCGCCUACGCUACUGGCGUUGGUGGAAGCGGUGGAGAGAUUGGUGCUGAAAAUCAAUUCGAUAAUUCUCUUCUAUCUGGUGAUGAUAAAGACAAGAUGGGCCAGCUGAACGGAGACCAUCAAACCACUUCGGCUUAUAGGAUAAAGGUGGAGCUGUUGGCAGCCAAAAAUCUUAUGAGUGCUAACUUGAAUGGCACUUCAGAUCCUUAUGCAAUCAUCAAGUGUGGUACCGAAAAGCGGUUCAGUUCAAUGGUUCCUGGCUCAAGAAAUCCCAUGUGGGGAGAAGAGUUCAACUUUUCUGUUGACGCGCUUCCUGUCCAGAUUAAUGUGACAAUACAUGAUUGGGACAUAGUUUGGAAAAGUGCAGUUCUUGGUUCAGUUACUAUUCCCGUUGAAAGUGAAGGUCAAACUGGUGCUGUGUGGUACCCGUUGGAUAGCACAUCGGGGCAGGUUUGUCUCCACAUUGUUACAAUAAAAUUCCCUGUAAAUUCUUCCAGGGCUUUGGAUGGUUAUGCUGGAGCUAAGGCUAGAAGAAGGAUUUCAGAUAAACAAGGACUAACAGUUGUUCAUCAAAAACCUGGGCCUCUGCAAACAAUAUUUGAUCUCCUUCCAGAUGAGGUUGCUGCACAUAGCUAUUCAUGUGCACUCGAGAGGUCCUUUUUGUAUCACGGUCGUAUGUAUGUCUCUGCAUGGCACAUCUGUUUCCAUUCUAAUGUAUUUUCGAAGCAAAUGAAGGUGAUUAUUCCAUUCGGAGAUAUUGAUGAGAUAAAGAGGAGCCAACAUGCAUUUAUUAAUCCAGCCAUUACAAUUAUUCUUCGCAUGGGUGCUGGCGGCCAUGGUGUGCCUCCGUUGGGAAGUCCUGAUGGUAGAGUCAGAUAUAUGUUUGCAUCAUUUUGGAACAGAAAUCAUGCGCUAAGAGCUUUACAACGCGCUGCCAAGCAUUUCCAUACUAUGGUAGAAGAUGAGAAGAAGGAGAAGGAGCAGUCUGCUCUUCGUGCACAGAGCAGCUCUGUUAGAAGCAGCAAAAGCCAGGCUAAGAUUACUGAAGAAAGCGUGCCCAAGACUGUGAAGUUCCAACCCUUCGUCAAAGAAGAAGCCUUAGUUAGUAUACACAAUGAUGUUUUCCCAAGUACAGCAGAGCAAUUCUUUGACCUAUUGUUGAAUGAUGACUCAAAUUUUAUAAAUGAGUAUCGUUCAGUCCGAAAGGACACUAACCUUACUAUUGGUCCGUGGCAUGAUGCUGAUGAAUAUGAUGGCCAAGUCAGAGAGAUAAAAUUGAGGGCCCUGUGUAACAGUCCUAUGUGCCCUCCAGAUACAGCAAUGACAGAGUGGCAGCAUGCUGUUUUGUCACAAGAUAAGAAUCAGCUGGUGUUUGAGACCGUACAACAGGCGCAUGAUGUACCAUUUGGGUCUUACUUUGAGGUUCAUUGUAGAUGGUCUUUGGGGACAAACUCUGAAUCGUCAUGCAAUGUUGAUAUAAGAGUAGGUGCUCAUUUUAAGAAAUGGUGUGUGAUGCAAUCAAAAAUUAAAUCAAGUGCAAUUAACGAGUAUAAGAAAGAGGUGGAGUUUAUGGUAGAUGUGGCCCGCACGUUUAUUUUAGCGAGGACUUCUGGUUCUGGAGGUGGUGUGAUCGACGAUGUUGUUUCUCUUCCUUCCGAUACCCUUACACCAGAGAAUACUUAAAAAGGUACUUGAGAGCAAUCUUGCAUUGAUUUUGCCUUUUCAUUGUUCAACCACCUUGGUACUUUUUUCCUUCUGUUUACAUAUAGUGUAUAUCAUCUCUAGAGCAACCGGGGCCAAUUUGUAAUUUAACAAUUUAAUUGAGGAAACAGUUGUUGAUCAUUUAUAUAUAAUCUCACCCUGCAAACAGAACAAGUGGUGUGUUGUUACUUGUAAUGCAUGUAAUGGCGAUUCCAGCGAUAGAAAUGCAACGAUUGCUUUAAUUUAUCUCCAA